This is a messenger RNA of Homo sapiens (human), 2260 nucleotides long. RefSeq names its product CYP3A7-CYP3A51P readthrough (gene CYP3A7-CYP3A51P). The record is from RefSeq and is marked validated. The coding region runs from base 104 to 1711 and encodes 535 amino acids. The transcript is spliced from 15 exons. Lineage: Eukaryota; Metazoa; Chordata; Mammalia; Primates; Hominidae.
ACUGCUGUGCAGGGCAGGAAAGCUCCACACACACAGCCCAGCAAACAGCAGCACGCUGCUGAAAAAAAGACUCAGAGGAGAGAGAUAAGGAAGGAAAGUAGUGAUGGAUCUCAUCCCAAACUUGGCCGUGGAAACCUGGCUUCUCCUGGCUGUCAGCCUGAUACUCCUCUAUCUAUAUGGAACCCGUACACAUGGACUUUUUAAGAAGCUUGGAAUUCCAGGGCCCACACCUCUGCCUUUUUUGGGAAAUGCUUUGUCCUUCCGUAAGGGCUAUUGGACGUUUGACAUGGAAUGUUAUAAAAAGUAUAGAAAAGUCUGGGGUAUUUAUGACUGUCAACAGCCUAUGCUGGCUAUCACAGAUCCCGACAUGAUCAAAACAGUGCUAGUGAAAGAAUGUUAUUCUGUCUUCACAAACCGGAGGCCUUUCGGGCCAGUGGGAUUUAUGAAAAAUGCCAUCUCUAUAGCUGAGGAUGAAGAAUGGAAGAGAAUACGAUCAUUGCUGUCUCCAACAUUCACCAGCGGAAAACUCAAGGAGAUGGUCCCUAUCAUUGCCCAGUAUGGAGAUGUGUUGGUGAGAAAUCUGAGGCGGGAAGCAGAGACAGGCAAGCCUGUCACCUUGAAACACGUCUUUGGGGCCUACAGCAUGGAUGUGAUCACUAGCACAUCAUUUGGAGUGAGCAUCGACUCUCUCAACAAUCCACAAGACCCCUUUGUGGAAAACACCAAGAAGCUUUUAAGAUUUAAUCCAUUAGAUCCAUUCGUUCUCUCAAUAAAAGUCUUUCCAUUCCUUACCCCAAUUCUUGAAGCAUUAAAUAUCACUGUGUUUCCAAGAAAAGUUAUAAGUUUUCUAACAAAAUCUGUAAAACAGAUAAAAGAAGGUCGCCUCAAAGAGACACAAAAGCACCGAGUGGAUUUCCUUCAGCUGAUGAUUGACUCUCAGAAUUCAAAAGACUCUGAGACCCACAAAGCUCUGUCUGAUCUGGAGCUCAUGGCCCAAUCAAUUAUCUUUAUUUUUGCUGGCUAUGAAACCACGAGCAGUGUUCUCUCCUUCAUUAUAUAUGAACUGGCCACUCACCCUGAUGUCCAGCAGAAAGUGCAGAAGGAAAUUGAUACAGUUUUACCCAAUAAGGCACCACCCACCUAUGAUACUGUGCUACAGUUGGAGUAUCUUGACAUGGUGGUGAAUGAAACACUCAGAUUAUUCCCAGUUGCUAUGAGACUUGAGAGGGUCUGCAAAAAAGAUGUUGAAAUCAAUGGGAUGUUUAUUCCCAAAGGGGUGGUGGUGAUGAUUCCAAGCUAUGUUCUUCAUCAUGACCCAAAGUACUGGACAGAGCCUGAGAAGUUCCUCCCUGAAAGGUUCAGUAAAAAGAACAAGGACAACAUAGAUCCUUACAUAUACACACCCUUUGGAAGUGGACCCAGAAACUGCAUUGGCAUGAGGUUUGCUCUCGUGAACAUGAAACUUGCUCUAGUCAGAGUCCUUCAGAACUUCUCCUUCAAACCUUGUAAAGAAACACAGAUCCCCCUGAAAUUACGCUUUGGAGGACUUCUUCUAACAGAAAAACCCAUUGUUCUAAAGGCUGAGUCAAGGGAUGAGACCUUUGUAGAUAUGGAGCCCAUUCACAUGGACUUUUUAAGAAGCUUGGCAUUCCAGGGCCCACACCUCUGCUUUUUUUGGGAACUACUUUGUCCUACCAUCAGAUCCCGCUGAAAUUACGCUUAGGAGGACUUCUUCAACCAGAAAAACCCAUUGUUCUAAAGGUUGAGUCAAGGGAUGGGACCGUAAGUGGAACCUGAAUUUCCCUAAGGACUUCUGCUUUGCUCUUCAAAAAAGCUGUGACCUAGAACACCAGAGACCUCAAAUUACUUUGUGAAUAGUACCCUGAAAUGAAGAUGGGCUUCAUCCACUGUACUGCAUAAAUAACCAGGGAUUCUGUACAUGCACUGAGCUCUCUCCCUGUCUGUGUAGAGUGUUAUACUUGGGAAUAUAAAGGAAGUGACCAAAUCAGUGCUUGGGAAGUAGAUUUGGCUUCUUUGUUUCUCACAGGACAAUCUCAGCCACCCCUAGUUAGCACCAUUAACUCCUCCUGAGCUCUGAUAAAAGAAUCAAAAUUUCUCAAUAAUUUCAUCCAAAAUUAUUAAUGAAAAUAAGAAUUAUUUUGAUGGCUCUAACAGUGACAUUUAUAUCAUCUGUUUUAUCUGGAGCAUUCUAUAAUAAGUUUAUAUUAAGCAAAUCAAUAAAAACCUCUUACAAAAGUAU